AUGCCUUUGACCAAACCUGUACCGGCCGCUGUGCGGCAGACGAUGUGGACUGCUUUCGACAAUCUGGAAAAAACGAUUGCCCCACAUGAUUCCAAGGACUUUCAUUCUGCAACUUUACAGAGCGUUCGACAGGAAGCCCUUGACAUCGAAAAUCAAUUGGCUGCCAGACAAUCACUGCGCAAUAUGCGACGUCUGAUGCCACUGUUUACGGCACUCGAGCAUUACUCCAGCGUCGUACACAUUCUCUGCAAUGGAACACAGUUUUUGCCAUGGAUAUGGGCUCCGAUCACCCUCAUCUUGCGGAUCUCAUGCGAAUACAUUGAGGCCUUUGAUAUGAUUAUCAAAGCGUACAGCAGAAUUGCAGAAUCGAUGCCACGAUUUCAGAUUCUUGGAGACACCUUCUAUGGCGAUGCGAAGUUCUAUGAAGCUCUAGCGGCAUUUUACGCAGACAUAUUGGAAUUUCACAAGCAUGCCUAUAAAUUUGUUCGUCGAAGUGGUUGGAAACUCUUGUUUCUUACAUCAUGGGGCAGAUUCCAAAGGCGAUUCGACAACAUCCUAGAUGAUAUGAAACGACAUGAGGACCUCAUUGACAAAGAAGCGAAUGCAAGAGAUAUUGCAGAAGCACGCAAGAUGCGUCAAGGAUUGGAUGCGUGGAAGAAAGCUAGCCUUGAGAAGAUUGACCACGACACCAAAGAACAGACGGUCAGGGAAUUUCAUGCCGCACAGUCAUGGCUACGCAUAGACAACUCCGACCAACUGGCUAUCUUUAAGUCCAUUGCCGACCAUGGCAACAAGUACUCGGGGACCUGUGGAUGGAUCCUCAAGAAUGCUAAAAUCCGGUUCUGGUUACAAAGGAAGCUGGAAACCCCCAUGCUCAGGUUGUCGGGCACUGCAGGUUCUGGGAAAAGCGUCAUAUCGACGCAACUGAUCAAGUUCAUGCAGGCAUCUGGGCACAUGACAGUGCUCUAUCAUUUUUGCAUGAACACUUCCCCCAAGUCAUCAGAAUAUGACCAGGUCUUAAAGUCUCUGCUUGAACAGCUACUUCGUCGCGACUCGAUUUUGACAGGGCACGUCUAUGACGACUAUAUUCUCAAAAAACAGUCAACAACGUUGCCACAACUUGAGCAGCUAGUCCUGACUCUUCUCAUAAGCUCUUCAGAGGAACACAGCAUGUUUUUAUAUGCCCGUCUCGUUCUGGACUACAUUAGCAAUAAUGUAUUCAUCCGAGGCGAUGAACUGAAAGAGUCUAUACAUAAGUUGCCCAAAAAGUUAUCUGAGUUCUACCAAAGGAUCCUGGCGCAAAUUUUGGCACCUCUUGAUUUGAAUUCCAAGAAGCAUAUUCAAUGCAUUCUCGGCUGGAUCGCUUACGCUAGGCGUCCAUUACAAAGAUUCGAGCUCCUGUCUGCUCUGGCAUUCUCGUCUGGCAAGACUGAUGUAGAGCUGCCAGCACCUGACUUUCUCCAAGGCUCCUUGACGGACCUAGUACUUGACGAAGAAGCUGCAUUGCAUCAACACUGUCUCGCCUCUGUCACCUGCCUUCUUUCCAGCUUAAGGCUUGUAGAACAAGACCGACAACAGGCGUAUCGCCUACUGGUUAAAGGAGUAUAUGGAAUUCAGAUUUACUCCGUCGAACACUGGACCGACUACGUUUUGUAUGUGGCAAAUUCGACAUGUGGCCUGCGCAUACCAUCAACUCUACAUGAUCAGCUUUGUCUAUUAUCAGAACGACUCACCAGCAUAUUCGGACAACCAAGCCAAAAUGAUGUAGUGGAGGACUCACUGAAAGACCCGAGGCUACAGUAUUUGCAGAAAUCCGAGGCUGUCUAUUUAUUAGUUCGGGCGGCGAUGAGUUCAAGGUCCCUGAAGCAACUUGAGGAAGACCUCAAACAAGAGCAAGACAUAUCGAGUAUCUCCUCUCAGGAGCUGGAGAAGUUCAGGAAUGAUUAUCGCACUUCUACUUAUACAUGCAGACUGCGAUCCUACUCCCGAGCAACAGCGGGCUUCGAGUCAAAGAAGCUUCGUAUUGACCACGAGCUCGGUCAUGUCCGGAGGUAUCGAUGCGACUUCCCCUCAUGCCCAUACCCUCCAUUUCGAUCCGACCAGGCACUUCGAACGCAUCCUCCUCCCCAGGCUGUUCAGCUACCAACGGAUGCCGAUAUUACCAGGUUUAGAUACUUUUUCACAGAGCCUCCAUCCCCAAAGUCUACCACUGUGCAGGAAUAG
This is a messenger RNA of Cryphonectria parasitica EP155, 2223 nucleotides long. RefSeq lists its product as uncharacterized. The transcript has 8 exons. The record is from RefSeq and is a predicted model, not a curated record. Lineage: Eukaryota; Fungi; Ascomycota; Sordariomycetes; Diaporthales; Cryphonectriaceae. The coding region runs from base 1 to 2223 and encodes 740 amino acids.